This is a messenger RNA of Gekko japonicus, 3444 nucleotides long. It is a transcript of the gene LONRF1, whose product is annotated as LON peptidase N-terminal domain and ring finger 1. The transcript is spliced from 13 exons. NCBI's taxonomy places the organism in Eukaryota, Metazoa, Chordata, Lepidosauria, Squamata, Gekkonidae. The coding region runs from base 316 to 2403 and encodes 695 amino acids. Gene Ontology annotation, molecular function: protein binding. The record is from RefSeq and is a predicted model, not a curated record.
GUGGUCUCGCGGCCACUGAGGCGGCCGGCCGCGAUGGAGGGGGUCGGGCGGCAGAAGGCGAUGUCCUCCUCGGGCUCGUCCGGGGAAGAACAGUCGUAGCGGGCGAGAAGGAGGCUCGCGGGGGCGGGGCGGCGAAUAACGACGGUUGGAGAAAGCCGCUCGGCAGCGCGCAGGCGCGCCCAACCGCCUUUCUCAGUCCUUCUCGUAGCGGCGGUGGCGGCGGCCGUUGGCGUCUCGUGCCACACCCCCCUCCGGGAUCCGGAGGCAGCGCGGAGAAGGAGGCAGAGGCAGCGGCGGCGGCGGAGGGGCGUGAGGAUGGCGUCUUCGCCGCUGGCCGUGCGCGUCCAGCUGACCCCGGAGCCGGGCGGCGGCAGCAAUGGCAAUAGGAGCGACGCCCCGUCGGCGCAGGAGCGGCUCUUGCGGCGCGGGGAGCUGCUGGCGCUGGGCAACCACCUGAAAGAAGCGCUGGAGACUUACUCGGCGGCGCUGCGCCUCCUCGGCCCGGCCUCGCGCCGCCGCCUGAGCCCGCUGGUGGACUGCCUGGUGCGGCACUACCGCCUCCGGCUACCGGGGCGGCAGGGAGCCGACGGAGAAGGAGGAGGAGGGGCGGCGGCGGCGGCGGCAUCGUCGGCUGGGGGCUUGGGCGGGGACGCCCGCCUCCUUCCUCUGCCUCGCUUCGGCCGGACCAUUUCCCCUGAGGCGCAAGGAAGGCCCGGCGAAGAGGCGGGCGGAGGGGAUGAGCGAGCGGGGGACGGGAGCAGCCCGGCCGGACCUGGCGGCGCUGAGGCGGGACACUUGGCUCCGCUAGUUCAGAUAGAGAUAUUUAGACAAUAUCCUAGUGACUUGAUGCUGAGGAUUUAUAGAGCUGAAUCUUCUGCUGCCCUCCAAGAAUUUAAAUUUGCCCUAGAUGACCUGAAUGCUGUUAUCACUAAAAUGCCAAAUUGGCCUGAGGUGUACUUUAGACGAGCAAAAGUAUUUGAUAGUGCUGGCUCUGUAGAUGAUGCCUUACAGCUUUUUCUUCACUGCCUGGCUCUUGAUGAAGGAUUUCUUCCAGCAAAACUAGAAGUUGAAAAGAUGCUGUAUGAUUUACUGUCACCAGAAAAUGUGAGGGAGCACCUGAAGGAAUCUGCUUUGAACUCUCCACAUGCUCGAAGUAAACCAGUUAUACGUGGUUCUGAGGUGGAUUUAGAGCCAGAUUUAGAAGUACAUCAAGUUACAUCAGAACCUGUUGGAGGAAACCUGCCUCAUGCAGAGUCUACCCGAUCUCUUAUCUCAACAGAAAAAAUGGCCAAAGAAGAUGGAUUAAAAAGGGUUUCUUCUGAACCUCUGCUUUCUGUCCAGCAGAGAGGUCUUUACUUAAAAAGGAAGUUGUCCCUUUCAGAACAAGAUUUUACUGUUUGUGAAGACAGAAGAAAUAAACAUAAAAAACAAGGAGAAACUACAGAAAGGGACACUGACUUUCCAUUCAACUGUGGAGCAGUUCCAAAGGAAUUGAUUGAUACGUCAGACUUUGAGUGUUCACUUUGUAUGAGACUUCUCUUUCAUCCUGUGACAACUCCCUGUGGCCAUACUUUCUGUAAGAACUGUUUAGAGCGUUGUUUAGACUAUGCUCCUCAGUGUCCCCUCUGCAAAGAGAGCUUGAAAGAGUAUCUGGCAAGUAGGAAAUACAGUAUCACCCACUUGCUGCAAGUGCUAAUGAAAAAGUAUUUGCCUGCUGAGUUAGCUGAGAGAAAAAGGAUUCAUGAUGAAGAAACAGCUGAACAUUCAAGUUUGACCAGUAAUGUUCCAAUUUUUGUUUGCACUAUGGCCUACCCUACUGUGCCUUGUCCUCUUCAUGUGUUUGAGCCAAGAUAUAGACUAAUGAUUCGAAGGAGUAUAGAAACGGGGACAAAACAAUUUGGGAUGUGUAUCAGUGACCCACAAAAGGGUUUUGCAGAUUAUGGUUGCAUGUUGUACAUUAGAAAUGUUGACUAUCUGCCAGAUGGACGGUCUAUCGUUGAUACAGUUGGAUUAAGGAGAUUCAGAGUUCUGCAAAGAGGGAUGAAGGAUGGGUAUUGCACUGCAGACAUUGAGUAUUUGGAAGAUACAAAGAUUAAAGAUGAAAGUGAGAUGAAGAAACUUGGAGAGCUUCAUGAUUUUGUAUACAUCCAGGCUUGCAACUGGUUCCAAAGCUUAAGAAACAAAUUCCAUACCCAAAUACUUCAGCAUUUUGGUCCAAUGCCAGAGAGGGAAUCAAAUAUACAGGAAACGGCUAAUGGACCUGCUUGGUGUUGGUGGCUUCUAGCUGUCCUCCCUGUGGACCGUAGAUAUCAGCUCUCGGUGUUCUCUAUGACAUCUUUGGAAGAACGACUGAUAAAAAUUCAAGAUAUAUUGACAUAUUUCUCUAGAGACCAGUCCAAAUGAAUUCUUGAUCUUCUGGAAAUGCUCCCUGUUCUUGCAGCUGGAGUGUUUGCAGCAUUUGCACAUUUAAUGCUGGGUUGAGAACUAUCACAAUUGCUUAUUUUCCUGAAACAAUUAGUUCUUCACAUGGAUCCAGUCAGCUCAAAGGAUACCACAAAAAUUGCGCACCAAAUCAAUCCAGUAACAAAAGAUGUGGAUAAGUUCUACUGUAUUUGCACUAUAUACAAGUGAGAAUGUAUCUUUGAUUUGAAUUUUUCUGCUGACUUCUUGCAAGUGGUGGAAAGUGCUGGAUUUCAACCUUAGUCCAAGUUUACAACAUUAGGGAUAUGUUCAGAAACUUGCAAUUUGGAAUUUGCCUCAGGUGCAACGUGCUGUUGCUAUUUGCACAAGUACUUAAUGUAGUUUUGAAUGUUGCUAUGGGAAACUUAUUUUUGAGUGUCUUAACUAUAAAUGGUACACAUUAAUAUUGCAGACUUCACAAUAUUAAAAGAUUGUAGGAAUUUGGAGCCAUUAUAAAAACUGAAACACUUCACUUAAGAUGCAUCUUGAAACGCUGAACACAUUAUUUUGCAUUCUGAGAAGGACUGGGGUUGGACACAAAGUAGCACCAGGAUGUUUUCUUUUUCUCCAGGUGGCUGACCUUUUGAACACAAGUGCAUAACAGCUAUAGCUUAGUGUACUAGGAACUGUAUUAACGAUUCCUAACUCUAGUUUUGUGUACACUGCCUAGACACAAGUUAUCAGACUUGCAAAUAGUCUCUUUCUUCUAGAUAGUACCACGAUCAGCUCUCACUCACCAUACUCUUACAGACAAUUGAUGUGAAUGUUUAUUAGAAACUACUGAAGAUUUCCAGGUUUUUGCCAGUAUUGAGGGUUUCUAGUAAGACUAUCUUCCAUGCCUUAUUCAUAUCACUGGCCUGUAUCCUACCACUCGGCUCAGUAAAGUUUAAAAGCCUUCCUCAAGCUUAAGUUGAAAGAAGGCUGAGUGGAGCAGUAGAAUAAAAGCAAUGUUAUCAUACUACAGUGUAAAAUGUUGGCAUUCUG